Ziziphus jujuba (common jujube) is the source of this 3071-nucleotide messenger RNA. RefSeq names its product scarecrow-like protein 14. Gene Ontology annotation, biological process: regulation of DNA-templated transcription. Bases 413 to 2644 code for a protein of 743 amino acids. Gene Ontology annotation, molecular function: sequence-specific DNA binding; DNA-binding transcription factor activity. Lineage: Eukaryota; Viridiplantae; Streptophyta; Magnoliopsida; Rosales; Rhamnaceae. Gene Ontology annotation, cellular component: nucleus. The record is from RefSeq and is a predicted model, not a curated record. The transcript has 3 exons.
AAACGAGUCCAAAAAGAAAAAAUUAAUAAUAAAAUAAUAAUUUUAAAAAAAUGAAAAAGAAAACAGAAAUCAUCCGUACCGCUGAGACACCUUCUAUAUCUUUUCUUCUCUUUGUCCUUGACUCCUUCCCGUCAAAAGCCUAAAAUCCUAAUCACAGACAGUGGAGCUAGCCUUCCAUUUUCUUAUCAGAAAAAGACCCAUUUCAAAUACUCCUUCAAAAGUGGAUAUUUACCACUCUUUCUAUCUGGGUCUGGUUCAGGUAUAUAUGAUCUGGGUUUUAAUACAUAAAAGCUAGCUGUUACUCUGAGGUGAUGAUAAUAAGAUAAGCUGCAUAUGCUGAUCAAAUCAUUUAUGUGAGUUUAUCUUUGAAGAGGUUUUGUAUCUUGGUGUUGUGAAUAGUCUGGCAAUCUGGAUGGUCAUGGAUCAACAUUUGACUGGACUUUCUAUCAAUGGGUUGGAGUACAUGAGGGAUGAUUCUCUUCUGGGCUUAUCAAAUCAAAACAAAGGUGAUAAUGGGUCGGGAACGAGAGAUCAGUUUGUUGAUCAAAAUUAUGCAAAUAUGCUUCUAUUUCCUCCCAAUUCAAUCCCCAGUGAUUCAUCCCCUUCUUUUAGUGUGAACCAAGAAGGGGAUGCUCAUGAGGACUAUGAUUUCAGUGAUUUAGUUCUAAAGUACAUAAGCCAAAUGCUUAUGGAAGAAGAUAUUGAAGAAAAGACCUCCAUGUUUCAUGAGUCUUCAGCGCUCCAAGCCGCCGAAAAAUCAUUGUAUGAGCUUCUUGGGGAGAAGUAUCCAUCUUCACCUCAUAGUUCCCCGAGUCCAUCUCAUGAUCAAAAGCACGAAAGACCCGAUGAAAGUCCUGGUUUGCAGUACGGUAACUGUAGUAGUAAUACAAACGGUACUAGUAGUGUCAGCCUAGUGGAUCCUGGGUGGAUCUAUGAUCUGGGUGAAUAUAAGUCACCACAAGUUGCUGCUCAGUCAACUUCUCAUUCCUCCCAUGGUUCACCAAAUGGGACUGGUAAUCUUAUGGAUGGGUCUAUGGAUUCUCCUGUGAGCAUUCUUAAAGUUCCUGAUAUGUUUAAUGAGAAUGAGUCUGUCAUGCAAUUUAAGAGAGGGUUUGAGGAAGCAAGCAAGUUUAUUCCUAAUGGAAAUAGUCCCUUUUUUGAUUUGGAAAGCAAUAGAUUGUUACCUAAAGAGGUAAAAAUAGAGACUAGAGAUGUGGUAGUUAAGUUUGAGAAUGAAAAUUUGAUGGAUGGAUCAAGGCGAAAGAAGAAUCCUCAUAGUGAGGAUGCUAGUUCAGAGGGAGGGAGGAAUAACAAACAAUCAGCAGUUUGUUCGGAAUCAACUGUGAGUUCAGAAAUGUUUGAUAUGAUUUUGCUAAACUGUGGUCAGGGUGAAUCAGCUCUUCGAGAAGCUUUGCAAAAUGGAACAAGCAAAAAUGUUCAGCAGAAUGGUCAGUCCAAAGGGUCAAGUGGAAAAACUCGUGGGAAGAAGCAGGGAGGUAAAAGAGAUGUGGUAGAUUUGAGAACUCUUUUGACACUUUGUGCACAAGCUGUUGCAGCUGAUGAUCUCCGGACUGCUAAUGAGUUUCUGAAGCAGAUCAGACAGCACUCAACUUCUACGGGGGAUGGAAUGCAAAGAAUAGCCCAUUAUUUUGCUGAUGGCCUUGAGGCACGGAUAGCUGGCUCUGGUACUCAGAUUCACAAAACCCUUAUUACGUGGCCGACAUCUGCUGCUGAUAUCUUGAAAGCCUACCAUCUAUUUCUUGCUGCAUGUCCUUUUAAGAAGCUAUCAAAUUUCUUCUCAAACAAGACAAUUAUGAAUAUAGCUGAGAAAGCAACAAGGCUCCACAUUAUUGAUUUCGGUAUUCUUUAUGGUUUUCAGUGGCCUUGCCUCAUAGAACGUCUCUCAUCUAGGUCCGAGGGACCUCCUAUGCUUCGGAUUACCGGGAUUGAUUUACCACAACCAGGUUUCCGACCAGCUGAAAGGGUUGAGGAGACAGGACGGCGCUUGGCAAACUAUGCAGAAACAUUCAAAGUUCCAUUUGAAUUUAAUGCUAUAGCACAAAAGUGGGACACCAUUCAAGUUGAGGAUCUUAAACUUAGGGAUGAUGAGGUGCUUGUUGUCAAUGUUAUGUACAGAUUCAGAAAUCUACUGGAUGAGACUGUGGUGGUUGACAGUCCAAGAGAUAUCGUCUUGAACUUGAUCAGGAAGAUAAAUCCCGAUGUUUUCAUACAUGGAAUUGUCAAUGGAGCCCAUAGUGCACCUUUUUUUAUCACACGUUUCCGAGAGGCUCUUUUCCACUUCUCUACACUGUUUGACAUGCUUGAGGUAAAUGUUCCCCGAGAGAUUCCUGAAAGGAUGCUGAUUGAGAAGGUGAUAUUUGGACGUGAAGCUAUAAAUGUUAUUGCAUGUGAAGGUUCAGAGAGGACAGAGAGGCCAGAGACAUACAAACAGUGGCAAGUCCGGAAUCAGAGAGCUGGGUUUAGGCAGCUUCCUUUGAAUCAGGAGAUCUGGCGGAUGGCAAAGGACAGGAUGAAAUCAUUCUACCAUAAGGAUUUUGUGAUUGAUGAAGAUGGAGAUUGGCUGCUGCAGGGGUGGAAGGGACGGAUUGUUUAUGCACUUUCUACUUGGAAACCGGCUUCUUAAAUUUAUUAGUGGUAUUAUUCAUUGCAGGGAAGGAUGACAUAAUUACCUAGCAAUCGGAUUGCUCCUGGUUCACUAGGUGAUUUUGCCAUUGAUUUGCGAUCUAUGAAGUGAAGGUUUUAUGGGAUGGGAACUUCGUUUGCUGUCUCCUUAUAUAUUACUCGCGAAAGGCAUGUUAUUGAAGCGAGGAUCGCUGACUUAAUCAUUUUAUGCCUGAAAGAAGGAUGGAUUUACAGAUUAUUUGUGUAUCUCAAAAAGUUAUAAUUUGUAACUUCGUGCAUAUAUGUGUACAAAUUGCCAGAAAUGAGCAAGCUAGCAACUUGCUGUGCAUAUAUAUGUAACUUCGAUCCUGCUUAGGCCAGUAUUAGCGAUGUUGGGAAUUCCAAUCAUAUAAUAAAUAAAUAAAUAAAUUAUGUCAUUAUUGAUUUUA